AGUAUGGGUCUUAUUACGUGUUCGAUCGGACGCCUCUCAAGACAUUGCGCAUUGUGACUACAAGCGCGCAGAUGUUUGGCUGCGUAGGUAACAUACCUUCUCACCAUUCUGACCUGUUCGCUCGAUACCCGCAUUGAAGUUGCCCUUUCGCAGAUUAUCGCCCUUUCCCUUUGAGAACCUAUCGUUCAUCAGGCUGUUGCCCAGCCCGACGCUCUUCUUGGAUUUGGCGAGCACCAUGUUUGCGGUCAAAAGUGUGUUUUGUGUGGUUGUGGUGGGUGUUUCUGACCCAAUAGAGGGGUGAGUGGAAAGAGAAAGUUGCGACGGGAGUUGCCCCACCACGUCAUUCACGGGCUGCCCUCGCCUAAAUUAUUUUUCUGAGCGCCCGACGCCAAAAGACCCUUUGUAAGCGCUUUCCCCAGACUUCCACCGCAACCAACAACUCGCCACUGCCUCGAACAUCAUUGGGACGAGUCACAAAACCCGCCAAGAUGCCUCGCCGACAGUUCAUCGAUAAGAAGAACGCGACAAACUUUCGUCUCGUCCACCGCGCCCAAAAUGACCCGCGGAUCCACGACGAAGAUGCCCCGCAAAUGGUCUUCGCUGAGACCAGCGCACCCAACCAGCGCGAAGAGGACCAGCCCGCUGGAAGUUCACGUGCGUCGCAAUACUCGUCCGUGACGGGACGCAGCGCAAUCAAGUCCAGGCGCGACCUAGAGAGCGAAUAUGGCGACAAAGUACGGAAAAACGAGGGCGAAGCGGCCAACUAUGGCAUCUACUACGACGACAGCAAAUACGACUACAUGCAACACAUGCGCGACCUGGGCUCCGGCGGCGGCGAUGCAUACUUUGUCGAAGCCAAAGCCGAGAAGAAGGGAAAGCAGAAGAUGGAUUUGGCCGACAUGCUGCGCGACGCCUCACUGAGCGACAGCAGAAGCCAGGCCGACCUCAGCGUGAGCAGCAACAUCAGCAGUGUGAGCGACUUUUUUGGCGAAGACAUGGCACCCUCAGAGUUCGUCCGCAAAACCACGUACCAAGACCAACAAAACAUCCCCGACGCCCUCAGAGGAUUCCAGCCAGACAUGGACCCGCGCCUGCGCGAAGUGCUCGAAGCGCUCGAAGACGAAGCCUACGUCGAAGACGACGAAGACAUCUUCAACGACCUAACCCAAGACGGCUACGAAGUCGACCAACGAGAAUUCGAGUCGACAGACUUUGACAACGCGGGAGACGACGACAGAAACCCCAUGGACCGUUUCCUCGACGGCGACGACGACGCAGGCUGGGAAUCCGAUGACACAGUCAAAGCGCCUUCCCCCAGACAAAAGCCCGCCAGUGGCGAGAUGCCCGCGCCAGACGAAGCACCCGCCCCAGCCGACGCAGCCGACCUCGCCUACCUAGACGAAUUCAAGAAGUUCAAACAAGACGUCAAAGCCGCCAAACCCCAGAACAACAACGAUGCCGCCAACAGAGGCAUCCCCGACAACCAGUCCUUCAUAACAGGCGCUUCAGGCCUUACUUCAGGCGGCCGCCACAAGAAGCGAAAAGGCGCAAAGACAUCUACGUCUGGCUACUCCAUGUCUAGUUCUGCGCUCCACAGGACCGAAGGACUUACCUUGCUGGACCAGCGCUUCGACAAGAUUGAAGAAGAGUAUGCUGACGAUGGAUUCGGGAAUUACGAUGACAUGCCUGAUGAUGCGUCUAUGGUCAGCGGAAUGAGCAAGAUGAGCAAAAUGUCCGGUAUGAGUGGUAUGAGUGCGUGGUCGAGUUCAGAGGCGCCCCCGCUGCGUAGCGAUUUCGAUAGCAUCAUGGAUGACUUCUUGGGCAACCAUCAUAGUGUGGGUAAGAGUGGACGCAGGGUUAAGAAGGGUAAGCAGCAGAGUGGGCUGGAGCAGUUGGAGGAGGUGAGGAGGGGGCUUGGGGCGCCGAGGGUGAAGCCGCAGGAUAAGUUUAGUGUGUUGAGGGCUUGAGGUGUGGGGGAUUUGAGCUAGCUCUUGGUGACUUGUUUUUUUUUUCAUUCGUGCUGAGAAGGAUGUUAUGAUGGGUUAUGAAUGUAUGCAUUUGUUGGCGUUUAGGCGGGGUCGGGAAAAAGGGAAUAAGGAUUAGACAAAGGCUGGGAUCAUGUUAUACCCAUAUCAC
Messenger RNA from Alternaria alternata, 2136 nucleotides. Its product is annotated as Low temperature viability protein. The transcript is spliced from 2 exons. Gene Ontology annotation, cellular component: nucleus; preribosome, small subunit precursor; cytosol. NCBI's taxonomy places the organism in Eukaryota, Fungi, Ascomycota, Dothideomycetes, Pleosporales, Pleosporaceae. Gene Ontology annotation, biological process: ribosomal small subunit biogenesis; ribosomal small subunit export from nucleus. The record is from RefSeq and is a predicted model, not a curated record. Bases 489 to 1967 code for a protein of 492 amino acids.